Nomia melanderi (Alkali bee) is the source of this 1839-nucleotide messenger RNA. RefSeq lists its product as uncharacterized. The record is from RefSeq and is a predicted model, not a curated record. Lineage: Eukaryota; Metazoa; Arthropoda; Insecta; Hymenoptera; Halictidae. Gene Ontology annotation, molecular function: nucleic acid binding. Gene Ontology annotation, cellular component: nucleoplasm.
CCGUUUACAUACGUUUUCACUUCCGUCGGCAGUUUUAGGGAAUUAUUAUAUUACAUGUUUCAGAAUUAAUAUUAUUCGUUAAGCACAAUCAUUUUAUGCACAAAUUGUUGAAAAUAUAUUAAUUUAAUAUUUCUUUAGAGAAAAUAUAUAAAACCGAUUAGAUAAUAAAUAGGGAUUUUUAAGAUUUAUUAUAUUUAUUUAAAUCUCAACUUUCUUGAUUUUAUAUUUUAAAAUUUAUACCUAGUCGAAAUUCAUUAUCUUUCAUUCUACAUCUACAUUCUAUCCCUCUAAUAAUGUAACAAAAUAUUAUAUAUUUUUAACAUAAAGGAACACCUGUUAAGUUACUAAAAUUGACCCAAACUUCAUGUUAUUCUGAAAAUAAGUGCGAAGUUACUCGAGUUUCUAUAAUUGCAGUUUAUUGAUAUGUAACAGCUGGGAUAAUUGAGAUAACGUUUUUUGUAAUAAAAUACUUAUAUAUAAGGCUUGGUUGUUAUAGAAAACGUUAUAUGUAUAUCUACAAAAUUUUAUAGAUACACUACAAGAAUAUAUUUAAAACACAGCGUACUACAAUUUAUUUUUGAACUUCUGGAUGACAAAUGUAGUUAUGUAUCUUCAUACUAAUAUUAUUUUAAAAACAAACAGCAAGAUACCAUUAUAAUAAAAGAUUAUAAAUCAUGAAUGAUGAAUGUAAAUUAACAAAACUUCCUCAUCAUGUGCAACAGAAGCUUUGUCAUACAAGACCACCUUAUAGACAAGGAAAAAGGUUGACAUCCGUGAAGGUUUAUACAAUAAAUGAUGAAUCAAAACAUCUUAUGAUAUGUGGAGUACCAAAACUUCGAUUAGGCGAAGAUGUGAAGAAGCUUGUGGAGCCAUAUGGAGAUAUAAAAAGAAUACAUGUAGUACCUGAAUAUCCUACAGAAGAAUUCACAGAAGCUUAUUAUGUACAAUAUGCUCGUAUACAGAGUGCAAGAAUUGCAAAACGAUUUAUCGAUGGUAAAAAUUUUUAUGGGGGUUUAUUACAUAUAUUUUAUGUUCCUGAAAUGGAAACUGUAGCAGAAACAAAAGCUAAACUUGCUCAACGUUCUCGAGAAGUAGCUAUACGAAUAAAAAGGAAUCAGCAAGAUGCAUUGAAUCCGAAUAUAGACAAAUUUGUUCCUCAAGAACAGUAUCAUAGGAAAAAAAGAACACCAGCUUUACCACUAACAGAAGAACGUUUAAUUAAACAUUAUCCUGGGGAGACAUUGACUUCCAUUUAUAAUGGUAUACCACAAAACAUAGAUCCAAGGCUAGUGUCUGAACCUAGUUUACCUUCAACUUCAAAUGACUAUGAAGAUAAAAAAUCAAUUACAUCUGCGGUACCUCAAGCCCCAUAUCAUUCAAAUGAAGCUAUUAUUCGAGCAACAAUAAAUGAUACAAAAAUAUCAAGGUCUGAUGUUAAAAGCAAGAAGAAAAAUUACAAAGGACAGCCUGUCGAUGAUGGUGUGAAAGUUAGAGUAGUAAGACCUUCAAUUGUAAACACAAGCACUAUAGUAACAUGGGACACUUCUGAAAAAAAAGUUUUCAGUAAUCCUAAAAAAGUUAAAAAUAAUAUAAAAAUUAAACUAAUUCAACAAAAUGAUAUGGACAAGAAGAGAAUUAUAAUAAAAGAUCCAAGUGUGUCACAAUUAAUACAACCAAGUCAAGAUCUUCAAUUUUCCAUUCAAGAAGCUAAGUCAAAGGUACGAACAGCAAUGCAAACAAGUAAUUCAAACAAUUCAUUGUAAUAAAGUGAGAUAAUUAAAAAAAGAAUCAUUUCAUUAUAAAACUAUUUAUUGUUGUUCGAAAUAAAUACAUUUUUAU